Messenger RNA from Stegastes partitus (bicolor damselfish), 7840 nucleotides. RefSeq names its product insulin receptor substrate 1-B. The record is from RefSeq and is a predicted model, not a curated record. Lineage: Eukaryota; Metazoa; Chordata; Actinopteri; Pomacentridae. Gene Ontology annotation, molecular function: insulin receptor binding; phosphatidylinositol 3-kinase binding. Gene Ontology annotation, cellular component: cytosol; plasma membrane. Gene Ontology annotation, biological process: insulin receptor signaling pathway. The transcript is spliced from 4 exons. Bases 566 to 4417 code for a protein of 1283 amino acids.
UGAGUGACACUGCUGCUCCACGGUAGCUGCCGCUCCGCUCCUCCACACACACGAGAACAGAGCCGAGCAGGGCAGGGGUGGGGGGACAGACAAGACAGAAAGGACGGGCAGCGUGCUGCAAAAAGAUGUGCUCCGUGCUCUGAGAUGUGCAGUAAAUGGGAUUAAACCGCCCAGACAGCGCUUUGGAAACACUCGCAGUAGUAGUAGUAGUAGUAGUGGAGAGUAGGGGGAGCUGCGCGCAGAGCUGCAGCGCAUGUGCUCGUCAGUGUGCGCCUGGAAAAAACUUGCGCUGCUCCGUCCGUAAGAGAGCGAAAACAAGUCAAAGAAGAAGAAAACUAGCGACAGUUGCAGCCACCAACAAAACCCUCGUUCAGGUUUUUCCACCUUCGGGACUGUGAGGAGCAGCAGCAGUCCACACCGACCUCUGGCUCUCCUCUCACAUGCUGAUGGGGGAGAGAGGGAGGGGAGCGGAGCCGGGGGAUGUUUGAAUCACCUCGAUAAACUUGCAGCAAAACAAGACAAAUAAAAGAAGAAGUGUUUGAUUUUUUUUGAUAGAGGAGACACCAUGGAGAGCCAAGUGGGUGAGCCCCACAGCUACGAGGACGUGCGGAGGAGCGGCUACCUCCGCAAGCAGAAGUCCAUGCACCGGCGCUACUUCGUGCUCCGCGCCGCCUCGGAGCGCGGUCCGGCCCGGCUGGAGUACUACGAGAGCGAGAAGAAAUUCCGCGGCAAGGCCCCCGUCCCGAAGAAAGUCGUGGCGCUGGAGACCUGCUUCAACAUCAACAAGCGGGCCGACUCCAAGAACAAGCACAUGAUCGUGCUGUACACCCGGGCCGAGAGCUUCGCCAUCGCCGCGGAGAACGAGGCGGACCAGGACGAGUGGUACCAGGCCAUGGUGGACCUGCAGUGCAAAAGUAAGAAUCCUACUGACAGUGGGGCUGCGGGGGACUAUGGAGUACCUAAUCCUGGACCUGCUUUCAAAGAGGUGUGGCAGGUGAAGGUGUGGCCCAAAGGCCUGGGUCAGGCAAAGAACUUGGUUGGCAUCUACCGCCUUUGCCUGACUGACAAGACAGUCAACUUUGUAAAACUCAACUCUGAUGCUGCUGCUGUGGUGCUGCAGCUGAUGAACGUGAGACGCUGUGGCCAUUCGGAAAACUUCUUUUUUGUCGAGGUGGGACGCUCUGCCGUGACAGGCCCGGGCGAGUUCUGGAUGCAGGUGGAUGAUUCAGUGGUGGCCCAGAACAUGCAUGAAACCUUGCUAGAAGCCAUGAAGGCACUGAGUGAGGAGUUCCGCCAGCGCAGCAAGUCUCAGUCGAACUCUGGCCCUGGAGGAGGUGCCACUGCUUCUAACCCUAUUAGUGUUCCCUCACGCCGCCACCACCCAAACCCUCCUCCCAGUCAGGUUGGCUUCACUCGCCGUCCCAGAACUGAGCCUCCUGCAGGAGCCAACAGUGGAGCAGUCAGCAAUGCAAAUGCAUCUCCUACCCCCCGGCAUAGCUUCCCAAGGUCUCGCACUGCUAGUGAUGGGGGGAAAGGUGAGGAUGGGAUUGCAGGGACCACACCACUACAUGGCGUGAACUCCAGCCCCUCUACCAAUGGCUCCUGCUCCACCACGCCAAUUCUCAGAUCGAAGUCUGCCCGUUCAGCGCCCACCACAGCUGCUAAAACUCCUCUUGGAUUGAUGCGCUCCAUUUCCACCCCAGCACCCUCCCCAGCCCCAAGCCUCUCCUCCAGCUCUGGGCAUGGCUCUGAGUUUGGAGGUGUAACAUCUUCUGCUGGUGCUGGUCAGGGGUCUGGUGCCUACAGUCGGGUGCCCUCUCAUCGUGCCUCUGUCUCGGGCUCACCUAGUGACUAUGGCUCGUCAGACGAGUAUGGUUCUAGUCCUGGGGAUCACACUCUCCUCCCCUCCCCGAGCCUCCCUGGAAGCUCAGUUGGUAGUGCCGGCAGCCAGUCUCUUGGUGAAGAUGGAGCCAACUAUAUCCUAAUGGGGCAACGUAGUGGUGGUAGCAACAGUAAUCAAGGGAGCUUGACGUCCAGCUCCCUGCCUGCGCCAGGAACACCCGCCUCUGGCUCCCAACCGCAGACCCGGAGAGUGCUCCGCCGCUCCUCCAGCCGUGAAUGUGAAGCUGAACGGAGACUGUUGAGUAAGCGGGCUUCCUUACCUCCUAUGGCUUUGGAAAGGCUGGCACCACGUCAGCGCAGAGCUGAGGAGCCAGCAGAUGAAGAUUCUGCAGAUUAUGCCAUCAUGUCGAGGAGCACCAGCCGAGAGUCUUUUACAUCCACCUGCUCUUCUACACACAGGGAAUCUGGCAUGGGUGCUGGGUCAGCAGGGGUUGGAGGAGGGUACUUGGAUGUGGCAGGAGAGUUCAAAGCUGAGGGGGGUGGAGGAGCUGGUGGAGCUGUAGAUUUAGGUGUGGACAAUGGGUACAUGUCCAUGCUGCCUGGAGUCACUCAGCCUCCAGUGUCCCUCUCCCAGUCAUUGGCCGUCUCUGUCCCUGACUCAGAUUCCAAAGCUGCUGAUGAUUACAUGGCCAUGACUCCUAAUAACAGCGUGUCUCCUCCGCAGCAGAUCCGACCUCCACCAACUUCUGAUGGCUAUAUGAUAAUGUCUCCCAAUAGCAGCUGCUCUCCUGACCAACGUGGAGGACUUUCUGGAGGGGCUUGGGUGGGCAGUGGCAGUGCAGACAGCAGAGCAGGCAGUGACUAUAUGAACAUGUCUCCAAUUAGCGCUCGUUCUGUAAAUGGCAGUCCUCCACCUCCUGAGCAUACCUGCCAUUUGGAGACCAGUUCCCAACAACAAGCACCCAAGAUGGUUUAUUCUUACUACUCUCUUCCACGGUCAUACAAACAUAACCCCUCUGCUGGACACUUUGAUGAUGGGCCUGGACGAGGCAGAAGGCCCAAUGGGAGUUGUAGUAGGGGAAUGGGUGGAGGUAGAACUAUGGGAGGGCGUCAGGAGCAACAAGCAGCAGGCAAUUCAGUGGUUGGUCGCCACCUGUCACUGUCCUCUUCCUCAUAUUCCUCCAGCUCAGCCAGCAGUGAGAGCCUCGGGGAGAGUGAAGACCGGACUACUCAGACACUAAGUAACAUGACUGGGGGAACUCAGUCCAAAGAUGUAAGCUCCAGUAAGCUCCAGCAGAGAAGGGGCUCUGGUGGGUUGUCCAAGCAGGGUAGCCACACUAGAAGCAGACCAGUGAGCUUGUUUGUUGAUGUAUCCAAGGCUAACACCCUUCCUAGGGUCCGUGAGAAUCCCCUGCCCCCAGAACCUAAGAGCCCUGGGGAGUAUGUAAGCAUAGAGUUCAAGGGGGAGAAGUGCAGCCAGACGGGGGUUGGAGGAGGGCGUGGCAGGGGUCUUAGGCAUGGCUUAUCAUUGCCUCAUGGCUCAAGCAGUCAGCAUCCUCAACACAGGCCAACGUCUUGCUUAGGUAACUUCAUACCCCUCUCCCGUAGCCCCUCUGCCCCCAUCACUCCCCCAGCUGCCUCUGAAUAUGUCAACAUGGACCUGGGCCCUUCACCCUCCCCCUCACCCCUAUCCCUUACCCCACUAGUUUUCCCUUCUUUCCACACCCCUCCCACGCCUCCUACUCUUGCCCAUGCCCCUAAAACUUGUAAUGAGGGCGCUACUGGCCCUCAUGAAGAGGAGGCUGAAGUGGCUGAGGCUUCACUUAGGAAAAACAGAGAAAACGUUCCAUCGGUGACUGAGUCUGAGUCCCCUACAUCCUGUGGCGACUACACUGAGAUGGCCUUCAGCUUGAAUAGCAACACUGUCUCUCGGUCAACAUCCAGUGUUUCCCCCAAAGUCCCGUCUCCCAGCAGUACUGAUCCUUCUGUUCCAGUGCUGUCACGGGGUCUAGACUUCCCCUUAGCCAAAUCAGGACCCAACCCAGACCAGGGGGCUAAAGUUAUCCGGGCUGACCCCCAAGGACGCAGACGGCACUGCUCAGAAACCUUCCUUGCCUCACCUUCCCUCCCCACCUCUACCUCUACUUCAUCUUCAACUGCCUCCCUCUUUCCAGAACACACCCAAGCUGUGGCCCGCCGGCUGGGCUUUGAUAGCAUGCUGUGGGGGAAUGGUGCUGUGACUGAUCCCCCCACUCAGUUUCCCCUCCCUGGACAGCAGUUGCUUCCCACAAACACUCAGACCUCAUCCACAGAGCAAGGCCUUAACUACAUAGACUUGGACUUGGCCAACAAAGAGAGCCCACAUCUGGGCCUGGAUGGGCCUUCUGGAAGUCAGGCCCCAUCUCGCCUCUUUUCUGUACUGGGUGCAGGUUCUGGAGUCGGGGGAGUGGGAGUGGGUGCAGCAGUCGGCAGCAGCAACAGCUCUAGUCUCAACACAUAUGCCAGCAUCGACUUCUACAAAUCAGAGGAGUUGCGGACACAUCAAAAUGGAAAUAAGGAGGGAACAGAGUGCUGAUGUCAGUGCAUCGUCCUUGGGGAAACAAUCUGGUACCACUCAGAGCUCCGAAGCUCCGCCUGUUCCUUCUGCGACAGCCAAUCGCAUCGAGAGAGCAGCUGGAUCGGACGCAGCCCUGAAGCACUUUGACAGAGAAUGAUGGAUUUUUUUUUUUUAUUAUUAUUAUUAUUUUUUUCUUUUGUCUCUUCGCUUUCAUCUACUUGGUUUGUGGAAACCAACAGGGAUGUGUGCCAAAUGACAUUCUUAUGACUAUUCGCUGCUCUCAUUCCUGGAGUGAAAGCCAAUCAGAGAAGGGUACAAAAAAAAAAAAAAUGGAGAACAGUGUUUUGUUGAUUUUAUUUUUCCUAAUUGAAAAACUCUAAUCACUAAAGAGUACAACGGUGGGUGACAAGUGUGUGAAAAAGAAAAUGUAUAGAAUUAUAUAUCUGCUCAAAAAGUGCCUCAUUUUCAGAUUGUAGCCAUUUUACAAAGAACUGCAAACGUAGCGUCGACUAACUAAAGCUUUGGGUUGUAAUUUUUGUGCUUGGUUUUAAUGUAGUUCCAAAAAAAAAAAAUGCAACAAAAAAUACUGAUAAGUGGGGAGCACUGGUGUGAGCUGUUGCUGCGUUCAUGUUAUAUAGGGUGGAUGUUAGAGAUAGAAGACCGCCGCAAUGAAAACGUAUUGAACUUCUAGAGUAUGCAGCAGAAGUCCGUAGACGCCUGUGCAAAAUCCAAAUAGAAAAACAUGUAUGGAUAGCACCAUAAAUCCAGUGGAUAUACCGUACUAUUGGCUGACUCCCAGUCUGUAGAAUAUUCCAGCAUAAUACUGAUCCAAUAUCACACAAGAGUUUCUAAAGGAGAAAAUAGUGUUGUCUGACUUGAAUCCAGUAGAAGUCUUUUGGGAUAUUUUAAAGAGAGAGAGCCAAAUCCACAAAACCCCUUCAGCAAAGAACAAAAAAAAAAAAAACGUCUGAGGAAUGGCAGAACAUCUGUCCAGAAAUUUGGUAUCCUCCGUGGUGAGCAGGAUUAAUUCUGUUCUUGCUGUGCGGCCUGUAUUUUUAAACUAUUUUAGUUUAGAGCAAAUUAGAAGUGGUGCGGUCAUUGCAAGGUGAUACAAUUCAUUGAUAUUGCACAGGGGUGUACUCACGGCUAUUGUAUACUGUAUAUUUUUGGACAAUAGUCAUACAAUGGAUGUAAAAAUCUCCUAACUUCGAUGCUGCCGUAAACCCUAUUUAAAAGCCAAAAACCUGUAAUGACAAUAAAUCCGAUAUGACAUGAACACAGCAUUUUAUUAUUAAUAAUAAUGGGCUUGCAAUCCGCUGGCCUCCCUUUUUACUGUGACAAAUAUUAGCAUAGCUGCUGUUAGCUAACUGCUCAUUAGUGCAUUGCAUUUCUUCUUUAAAUUUUCUUUUUCUUCUUUAAAUUUUACUUAUUUUUCAUGAGCCACAACUGAAAGUAUUAAACACACAGGCUUGAAAUAAAAAAAAAAAAGGUACUUGUAGCAGGGAAUGCAGUAACUCACUAGCUAGCUAAAGCCAGGUAGAUCAGAUUAAAAUAUUAGUAUCGUGCCAGGACGUAAAUUCAGCGUCCUGCUGACUACAGCUCAGGGUUAGAUCCCUGACAUAGAGCCAAGCAAUCCCAUUAGGGCUAUUAGUUCCAGACACUUGUGUCUCACUUAAUCCCCUUCAUCUCAGGAUGCUAAAUAACAUACAGAACAUACAGCUUAGGACAGAGACCCUAUCAAUAGCCAUUCUAAUGCUAGCUUUGUAGCGGUCAGCACACUGCGUAUAGCGCCUGAAAGGGGGUCAGUCCUCAUUUUACUUAUGUGAAUAUAAAAAAUCAAACUGCUAAUUUGUUCUCUCAGUUAUUUUAUACAGUACCAAACAUUUUUAUUUUUGUUUUUUUUACACUUUUUCAUUUUAAACUGGUUAAAUUAAAAGUGCUUUGACCCUCAAUCCUUCUUUAAGACUCUGUUUCUAUCACUUUCCCGCCCUUUUGCUUACUUUAAUCUUUGCUAUGCAUCAGCACUUAAGUGCCUGUCUGUCGUAUUUGUCGGUCUGUCUCUCUGCUCCAUUUUAGCAACUAGCACUACUACAGAUGUCCAAGCAGAAUAUAUCAAGACUAUUUUUGUGGCUAUUUUUUUGUCUCUUUUGCUGUAUAGUUCUCAUAAAUUGUUUGUUCGGUGUGGCAACGAUCUAUCAAAUGACUUGACUGACAGCCGCGGCCCUGAUCGGAGGAGUGUUGGACUGUUUCUCUUUGCCGGUAAUGGAGGACUUUAUUCGUUGCAGGGCCGUCAGUGCCAAAUACAACAACAACAACAAAAACUAAGCCUCUCUGACAGCACCUCAAGAAGCAACUUUCAGUUCUCAAGUCUGGACACAUUGCUUUGUUUUGUUUUAAAAAUGUAACCUUUUGUGUUCCCCCCGUUGUUUUCUGUCGCGGCGGGGGGGAAAGAACUGUGACACAUCGCCUCGCAGUCUGCUUAUGUGACUCUCUGAGAUAAAGGUCAUCGCGAAGACUGCCGUAUGCUUUGACCAGCGGAUUAUAAAGAAACGCACGAAGAGAAAGAAAUGGCCACCACGGAAAACAACUGCAAAAACCUAAUGUUUGAAUACAUGUGUAGUUGUGUAGCUCCAGAUUUUACCCUUGUUGGUCUGCCUGCCUUAGGAAGUUCAUGAACUUUCUCAUGCUGGUCACAUGACUUUCAGGGCCUAGAGCAUAACAAUGCAGCUUUAUUAUGAGCAGAUUGGGAUCUGCUGUUGGAAUUGCCCCUGAAAAGUGGUUACUAAUUCAGAAGUGGGAAAAAAAAAACAAAACUUCAAACCGGAUUUGACGUGUAAAUCCAAGACGUCUGCGUUCCAGCAGACUCGCAGGCAAACACGUGUUGAUGAAUUCUAAUGGUUCUAAUGUAUUUUGGGGAUGUUCUCAUGUUGUGACUCAGCCAAAACACAAAUGCUUGAAGGUACUUGUAGUUUAGAAAGAAAGCGCACAAACAGACUUUCAAUCCUAACAAGCAGACAUUAUUAUCCUGCCAUUUAGAGCCCCCUUCAAGCUCUAGCAUCUCUUUUUAUUUUGUCAAACUGCCUGCAGCCUUCUUCUUCGGCUGCCUUUGGCGACGUGUGGCGGUCACAGCCGCAUGUCAUGAGUCAAGUUUCUUUGGGAGAACUCAGGCAAACGUGUGUGGGGGGAGUUCAGCAGUUUUAAGUGGCUGUAUGAUUUCAUUCAUUGCAUUGUUAGCAAACUUAGUCGUGUUCAUAAAAUGUGCAGAAAAGUGCUGCUGCUGUUCUGAAUUGUUUUAUCUAUUCCUCCUGUUCCCUCGAGGGAUGGUACUGAAUGGGAAUAUUGUGAGGUUUUGCCAUUGAUGUAGACAGUUUUACUUAUGUGCUUGAGAAAAAAAGAGAAAAAAAAAUCUGACUAAAUGGAAAAAAAAGUCAUACAACAAAA